AUGGCUACGAUUGCAAAGGGAGCUGCCACUGGACCGGCAAAGCUUCAAGCCGUGGCAGAUCUGGUCAAUAGGCUCUGCGAUGAUCUCGAAAACAUCUCACUGUUACCUAAAGACCGCAAUGAUGCCUUAGAAGAGCUUAAAAUAUACGGGAGGGACCCCAAGUACGCAGAUCCCAUCUUCACCAAAGAUGGAUUUACCAUGCUUUUAAGGUAUUCAUUUCAGAACCCCCCAGAUGACACCUCACGAGCCGCCCUGCGAGUAGUAGCCAAUGCGAUGCUUUUGAAACCCGAGACACGUCAGAUGUUUGUAGAUCAAGGGUAUCCUGCUCAGGCUUGUGAUCGGCUCAGGGGGGGAAAUUGGGAUGACGAGUUCCUUCUUUCGCGGGCACUGUUUCUUUCAACCUACGGCACCAAUAUCGAUCUGCCAGAAUUGAUCGAUAGCCACGAACUAGCGCAGCACCUCAUCAACAAUUUAAGACGCCAUGUAAAGAUCCUUUCAGAUAAGCAGAAGGAAAAGCUGGACCCAAUGGAGGAUAUGGCACUUGGAGAGACGUUGAAACUGAUGUUCAAUGUGACACACUUUUCAAAGACACAUGUGUCUUCGUUUGCUCCGGCAGUGCCACUAAUCGUGGCACUGAUUUUAAAACAUGAAAUACCCGAACCCAAGCCCUUGGAUCCCCCCUUUGGUCCUCUUAUUAACUCGCUUCUCAACCUCGAUCUUCGCAUUGAGCUGAGCCGAUUGGCUCUGUACCCCGAGAAUGAGCCACACAAGUUAACAUCAAGGCUUGUGGACUUGCUCGAUCAGGGCAUAAGAGCGUACAGUGGCAAUGACCUCGAAACUGUUGUCACACCGGUGGUCAGCCUACUUGCUAGGUUGUACGAAAACGCUCCACAGCCAGUCCAGCAAAAGCUGCGCGAGUGUCUUCUACCAACCGCAGAGGAUCGGCAAGGCGUGCUGGGCCGCUCCGACUCUCUCCCAUCACACUUGCUGAAGAAUUCAACAAAUCCCACAGCUCCGGCCUUGCGAGACGCUAUUUCUCAUCUUCUAUUCGAUAUUUCAGACAAGGACGCGUCGAAAUUUGUAGAAAACGUGGGUUAUGGCUUUGCAUCUGGCUUCCUGUUUCAGAACAACGUGCCCGUACCUGCAUCAUCUGCCGCCACUUUCAGGAAAGGCGACGGUUUCGGGGCCCAAAAACUCGUCAACCCUAUUACCGGGCAGUUUCUGGACAGGGAGAAGAUUGCCGAUGCGCCAGAGAUGACAGAUGAGGAAAAGGAGCGUGAGGCAGAGCGCCUAUUUGUUUUGUUUGAACGGCUGAAAAAGACUGGCGUCGUCAAUAUUCAAAAUCCUGUCGAGAAGGCCGUUCAGGAGGGUAGAUUUGAAGAGUUAUCUGAUGAUUGUGUCGAGGAAUUGGAUUGA
This is a messenger RNA of Metarhizium brunneum ARSEF 3297, 1416 nucleotides long. RefSeq lists its product as uncharacterized. Gene Ontology annotation, biological process: G protein-coupled receptor signaling pathway. The record is from RefSeq and is a predicted model, not a curated record. Gene Ontology annotation, molecular function: G-protein alpha-subunit binding; guanyl-nucleotide exchange factor activity. Lineage: Eukaryota; Fungi; Ascomycota; Sordariomycetes; Hypocreales; Clavicipitaceae. Gene Ontology annotation, cellular component: cytoplasm.